AUUCAAAAUAUGAUAACAGGUUAAUUUGGUGUCUCAUCCGUGAUAAAAUUAUAAAUAAAUAGUAGUAGAACUUGGUUUAAAUGCUAGUAUAGUUUAAAGCUGUUGACAAAUCACACGAUGAAGAAGUCACUAUUGUGUUUACUCGUUUUUACGGUAUACGCCGUGUCUGCGGUGCCAGUACCAGAAUUGUCUGAGUUGCCAGUAGCCUCAGAGUACUCUGAGGAUCGCAUGUACCCGCGAUACAUCGAAUUCCCCGAUGGCGAGGGUAACUUGCACACCGUGGACCUCGAGGCUGAGCCUGACAUGGAACUCCUUGACGAGAUCGAAAGGAACCCAGCCAACAACCAGUACUUGCUGUUCACCAGACGCAACCCCAGAAACGCUCAAACGUUGAGGAUCAACAACGCGAACUCCAUCACUAGCUCCAACUUCAAUGCUCGUGUACCCACCGUGGUUAUCGCUCACGGCUGGCUCAGCAACCAACACACUGACAUCAACCCCACCAUUAGGGAUGCUUACUUGGGCAAGAGUGACGUGAACGUCAUUGUCUUGGACUGGAGAAGACUAGCUUUGUCUGACUACGCUACUGCAGCGAGAGGUGUACCCGCCGUCGGUCGUGGUCUUGGACAGUUCCUGGCUUUCUUGCACUCAGUGACCGGAGCACCUUACAACUCCAUGCACCUGGUCGGCUUCAGCUUGGGCGCUCACCUUGUCGGUAACGCUGGAAGAGAAAUUGGAGGAAGAGCCGCCCGUGUUACAGCUUUGGACCCUGCUGGACCUCUAUGGAACUACAACUCCAACCGUGUCAACCCCCGUGAUGGUGUCUACGUCGAGGCUAUCCACACCGAUGGAGGUUACACCAUCGGCGGUCUCGGUAUCGGCUCAAACGUGGCUAACGCUGACUUCUACCCCAACGGCGGUAUCUCCCAGCCUGGCUGCCUCACCAACCUCUGCAACCACAACCGUGCUUGGGAACUGUUUGCCGCUACUGUUACCUACAACCACUUGGUUGGCCGUCUGUGCGCCAACAACUCUCAGCUAUCCUUGAACACAUGCCGCGGUGCUCAACUUCGUAUGGGCAACGAUGACUUAAGAAAGACUGGAUCUGGAAUGUACCGUUUGGACACUGGCAGAAGAUAUCCUUACUAAUCGAAUUCUGAAAUAUUGAUAACGAAAUAAAUACUCAUCCUCGGAUUUACAAUUUCAAA
This is a messenger RNA of Helicoverpa armigera (cotton bollworm), 1208 nucleotides long. RefSeq names its product pancreatic triacylglycerol lipase. Gene Ontology annotation, molecular function: lipase activity. NCBI's taxonomy places the organism in Eukaryota, Metazoa, Arthropoda, Insecta, Lepidoptera, Noctuidae. Bases 118 to 1149 code for a protein of 343 amino acids. Gene Ontology annotation, biological process: lipid catabolic process. The transcript has 6 exons. The record is from RefSeq and is a predicted model, not a curated record.